AUGAGGCCCGGGCCGCCGCUGCUCCUGGCUGCCUGGCUGCUGCUGGCGCCGCCGGCCGGCCGGGCAGCCCCGAAGGAAGACCCGCCCAGGGUGCUGCAGGACCCCCUGGGGGCUGCUGGGCAGGACAGCGACUCGGGUGCCCCGAGCAGAGAGCAAGCUCUCGCGCGGCUCAUCGCUCUCCACGAUGCGGACCACAGUGGCCGGCUGGACGGCCUGCAGCUCCUGUGGUUGCUGAGCAGGCUGGCGUCCCCGCAGGCCCGUGGAGAUCCUGCACCCGACCAGGUGGUGCUGAUGGUGGACAGGAUGCUGGAGAGCUGGGACUUCAACCGGGAUGGAGAGCUGGAGCCCUCCGAGCUGUUCCUUGGGCCCUGGCAGGGCCCGCCCCCCCCCGGAGCCCCCGCUGCCGAGGAGUGGGCCGUGCUGUGGGCUGCCUCCCCCGCCGAGGAGCCCCGGGCUAGUCCCCCAGGCCCCCAUGGCCGGGAGGGCCCCGGAGAGGCCCCCGCCGUGCCGCAGACUGCGCAGCCGCAGGGGCAGAUGGAGGCCCCCUCUCUGAAGCACACGGAGGGGGCAGGCCAGGACCAGCCGCAGCCGCAGCAGGAGGGGGCUGAGGCACCCCCGUCCGCAGGGGGCUGA
Molecule: messenger RNA, 633 nt
Organism: Varanus komodoensis (Komodo dragon)
Lineage: Eukaryota; Metazoa; Chordata; Lepidosauria; Squamata; Varanidae
Gene: CGREF1
Product: cell growth regulator with EF-hand domain 1
Exons: 4
Coding region: 1-633 (210 amino acids)
Molecular function (GO): calcium ion binding
Source: RefSeq, a predicted model, not a curated record